AUGCAGCAGACGUUACCAUUGCCACUUUCAAAGCUAGAAAAAAUUGGCAAUGGAGAGAAUUCAGAUACCUACCAUUCACAAUUAAUCUAUUGGCCAACCCAACCAAAUUUUGAAGUCGCGUGUGAAUGCAAGGGAUGUGGCAAGCAAUGGAUGCACCCAAACGGAACCAUUACUCCUAAAUACCACAUCACGAAUAUUAAAGCACAUUUACAGAAAUGUGUUACUGGAAUCGUUUUCAAAAGCAGAACACCAGCAAGGCUUGAAGGAUCUACUCUGGUUGCACCUUCAACGUCAUUAAAACACACGUUGCUGUAUGAUCAAGAAGGGCAAGAGGAUGGCACCAGCAAAAGUUACAAGAGAUCUAGAAGCACUCCUCGAAAUCCGUCUCAUCCGGCCACCAUUUCAGACGAUGCAAUCGCAAACCUAUUGUUGGAGUUUGAGGUCAUACCCCCAGACACUUCGGCUGAUUCCUCUGGGUCAUCAUCGCGUGGUAACGAUUCAGUAGGAUCUUUGUCUCCUCCUCAAUCAUUGCUUCUUCCCGAGUCUCUGCCAAAUCUCCUGGACCAUGUUCUUGACUCCGUGGAGGUUUUGAAGCGCUGUAAUUGGUUUAUGGAGAGAUAUCAACAGCAGACGAUUUCCUUCGUCAAUUAUUUGACUCUUUACCAUGUUCGCUGUGGAGCAACUUUACCUCUGACUCACUUGCUGGCAUUCUAUCUUUCUGAUUUCGUAUCAGUCUCAGAUGCGGUGGGAUUUAUUAUUUGGAGUGCUUCUUUCAUCCAGAAUUAUCCGUGUUCUUGGGAAGAUGCAACGGAAUUGAUGCGAGUCCUGUUUCAACACUUUGCGAGUAUCCUGACUUCAAGAAUGAAAGCAGAGACAAGCUACGAUGCAGUGACACUGCCUGAAUCGAUUCAUGCGACAACAUUCCCAGCACCAGAACUGUGGCCCGAAGAACUCUGCUCCUUCUUUGUCAAUCUUGGAUUAUGCUUUGAGCUGGAAUACCAAUCCAGUCUACCAGUAAUCAUCACGACACAGCUCUAUGACCCAUCAAACCUCCAACCAGACGAUGCCAACAGCAAUGGUGGUAUCGAGAAGGGCAAAGGACCUGAUCGUAGUGCCCACGGACCUGGAAGCAGCUCCAACAUGCCCAGUGGAUUAUUCGAUAGCUCAUUCGAUCAUGGUGGAUUCUAUGAUGGGGCUUCCUGGGAUAAGACCGACAAUGUCAACCAGGCUUUUGGAGCUCUCGACAUCAACAAGGAUGACAAUGAAGCUGAUUCGGAUACAGACUUCCCCGAAUCAUUCAAAACGGACUCUGACGAUGAAGAUAAUGAUAGUGAUCAUGAUGACAAUGAUCCUGGCAUGGGAGGAGGGGCAGUGCAGAAUGACGCUCAGCUGAUGGUCAUUCAAGACGAUGCUAUACCAGCACCUCUAUUCGUAGAGCACUAUAAUGCACCGGCUCUACAGACAGAAGAUAAUCAAGAUCCGCCAUUCACGGAUGAUACGAGAAAGGCGAUAAUUGCUGCUUUUAAAAAUCCUUCCUCGACAGCUGCCUUUGACGCUGUAGAAGACCUUGGUGACUCUCAAGACGCCGAAGAAUAUGCGAAUGAAAUCUCAAGCCAUAUGAAGGACUUGGAGAUACAAACCGCUCCAAGACCCAACUACAUGGACAAUCAGCCCGAAAUCAAUUGGAAGAUGCGCCAAACCCUAGUCUCCUGGCUGAUCCAAGUCCUCGAAGAAUACGACUCACUCCAAGAAACUCUCUACCUAACUAUUAACAUCCUCGACCGCUUCUGCUCCCACCGUAAAAUCCCGCGCAACCAGUACCAGCUCCUGGGUGUCGCAUCGUACCUAAUUGCAGCCAAAUACGCCGAAAACCAUGGCCACGUACCCACCGUCAAGCAGCUGUGCAAGAUAUGCUGUGACUCGUACCCGGAAAGUGAUUUUAAACAGAUGGAGUUGGUGAUACUUGACGAGAUUCAUUUCGUAUUGGGUCAUCCAACUGCUGAGGCAUUCUUGAGGGCAGAUUGUCGGUUUGUAAAGUGUGUUGAGAUGCAGUCGAGGGCUUUGGCGAGAUAUAUUAUGGAGUUUAGUGUUAUUUAUGAGGAAUUCAUCGUGUAUAUGCCAUCUGUGGUGGCAUCUGCUAGUAUCAUCUUGGCUGAGAGUAUUCGUGGGAAUCACGAUUAUGAGUAUGAUGACUCGGCAUUGUCGAGUUGUGUCAUUGCCUUGGCUGGAAAGUUGAAGGAGCCACCGGCAUGUCUGGCCAAGAAGUUUGCAUCACAAAAGUGGUUGAACUCGGCUGGUGUUGUUAAGGAGUGGAUUGAUAAAGACUGUCGCAAUCUUGAACUGAUUGGCCACCCGUCCUUGAAUACACGAACUGUGAGCUUCUCGGGCUUACCGUCACCACCACCAUCGUGGCCGAAACACAUUCACGACAAGCGGGUGAAGGGGACGGGUUUGGCUUUCGCAUAG
This is a messenger RNA of Synchytrium microbalum, 2466 nucleotides long. RefSeq lists its product as uncharacterized. The transcript has 12 exons. Gene Ontology annotation, molecular function: cyclin-dependent protein serine/threonine kinase regulator activity. Gene Ontology annotation, cellular component: cytoplasm; cyclin-dependent protein kinase holoenzyme complex; nucleus. The record is from RefSeq and is a predicted model, not a curated record. Gene Ontology annotation, biological process: regulation of cyclin-dependent protein serine/threonine kinase activity; mitotic cell cycle phase transition. NCBI's taxonomy places the organism in Eukaryota, Fungi, Chytridiomycota, Chytridiomycetes, Synchytriales, Synchytriaceae. Bases 1 to 2466 code for a protein of 821 amino acids.